This is a messenger RNA of Lucilia sericata (common green bottle fly), 506 nucleotides long. RefSeq names its product general odorant-binding protein 28a-like. The coding region runs from base 60 to 506 and encodes 148 amino acids. Gene Ontology annotation, molecular function: odorant binding. The transcript is spliced from 3 exons. Lineage: Eukaryota; Metazoa; Arthropoda; Insecta; Diptera; Calliphoridae. Gene Ontology annotation, biological process: sensory perception of smell. The record is from RefSeq and is a predicted model, not a curated record.
UUUGAAUUAUCACUCAAACGAUUCGAGUUCACUUGUGAAUAAUAAACAACAUUUAAAAAAUGGCAAAACUUUUUGUAAUUUUGACAGUUUUCUGUAUUUUUGGAGGUGUCUUAGUUAAAGGAUUUGAUAAAAAGGCAGCUGUGGAGGCAUUUCUGGCGAAAACGGAUGAUUGCAAAGCUGAAGUAGGAGCUAAAGAUUCCGAUGUUGAGGAAUUAGUUGGCAAGAAAGCUGCCUCUACUAUGGAAGGCAAAUGUUUACGUUCUUGUCUAAUGAAAAAAUAUGAAGUGAUGGAUAAUAAUGGUAAAUUUCUGAAGGAUGUUGCCUUAACACAUGCUCACAAAUACACCGAUGGCUCUGAGGAAAGAAUGAAAAUUGCUCGUGAAAUAAUUGAUAACUGUAGUAGCAUUGCUGUCUCAGAUGAUCAUUGUGAAGCUGCCGAACAAUAUGGAAAAUGUUUCAGUGAUCAAGCUAAGGCUCAUAACAUAAAGGAUGAUUUUGAUUAUUAA